AUGGAUUUGCGGCAAUCAACUCCUGUUACAUGUCAGCCUACAGUAAAUCGGAUAAGAAUGAUGGCGUUAGGGCGAAUAAUCGUCUUAUCCGUGUUAUUUGCUCAAGCGUUAUCCGCGCCGAGUGGCUGCAUAGAGUCCUGUAACUUUUAUCAGUCAUCCUACCAAAGUCGCCAAACGUCCGGUAGUCACCAAGAUCAUGCUGCUUUAAUUCAAGGAGCUACCAAUUUGAAUGAGUACGAUUACACCAGACCAGGCAAUUGGACCGAACACAAUCAGUACAACACAGACAAUGGGCACGGCAAAGUCUAUGAAGAACGAGGCCAAUAUGAAGAUAGUUCGAAGAAGACGCGUUAUUACAAGAAGAACUUCACCUCGUCUUACAGUACGAGUAACACAGGCAAUGCAGACGCGACGGGAUUGGAUCAAUUAACCGGUCAUCGAGUAUACGACACGGUGCACAUUCCAAGUAACCAACAUCUCGAUUCCCUAAGCGCAUACGAUCAGGUAGGAGCAACGUCGGUCACGAAAGAAAGCGGAUACAGCAAAGUGCACAGUCAACAGACGCAGUCGUCAUCGAGAACUGACAGCCAGAGCGAACGGCUGGAGGACUUUGGAGAAUACAGCGACCACUCGCAGGUGAAUCAACGUGUCCACGGUGGCGGAAGCAGCCAAUCGAGUGACACUAGUUACCAUGCGGAGACGCUACCGCAAAAUUGGAGCAGAGUGGACUCCUACAGGACCGACGGAGGUCGCGGACGCGUCUUCGAAGAGGAAGGUCAAUAUACGACCGGUCCCAAGAAGGUCCGUUACUAUAAGAAGAACUACACCUCUAGCUACAGUACAUCCAGUGUUCCUCAGGAUAGCAUCGGCUCGGCGACGGUGCAAGACUUGCACCACGAAUUACAGCAGAACUUGCACAAGCAGCUCGACGACUUCAGAAGAGAGUUUCACCAGACGUCCAAAGUCGAUCACGUGGCCUCCACUGCGCACAUAGGCUCUGCUCAGAGUCUCACACAAGAAACGGUCGGCUUCCACAACGACGAUCUGCAAACCGCCGAAAGUGACACGUACAGACAACAAUUGACUCAGCAUCGCGUCCCGUCCACCGGAAUCAUACCUCAUUACACCGAUCAACAGCAGAGAGAAACAUUCGCAGGUGAACGCACUGAUAUUAGGCAACAUACACCAUACACGUAUCCCUCCGCAGCCGGGGGUACUUACGGUACAGAGCAUCAAAGAACUUACCAAAGUCACGAGACCUACGUAUCUCGAGCGAAUCCCACGACUCAACCGAUUCAUUUAUCUCACUUGGCUCCAGAGUCCUCUGGUUACAUCCAGAGACCUGUUAUCAGAGACGGCUAUCAAUCGAACUUGCAUAACAUGCACUCCAUGGGACAUCACGCGAUCGACGACAUUCAGCGCACGAGCCAUCACUCUGGCAUCCAUCAGUCCAGAAUGACGGAAAACCAGCUACUUGCGGAAAACUCCCAACGUGUACACCACCCGAGCCAAGAUUCCAGCAGACGAGGUCAGUCAACGCACUACGAAGAACAUUGGAGUUCCUCCAGCCGCACCGGUGGAAACCCAUAUCCGAAUCCUAGUACAACUUACGGUGCCGGUCACGCAGACAGGGUACAUUACGAUAGAGACGCGUAUAACGAAUACUUGAACCGUCAUCAUAACGCGGCGCAAGGAUACAAUUCUCAUGCGCACACCAGCGGCAACACUUACAAUUCUGCCUACAGAACGAGCUCAGGACAAUCGGUCACCGGCUCCUUGGACUUGGGUCAUACGGCGCAGGGCGCAGCCGACUGUACCGAAGAGACCCAGCAGUAUCAGCAAGAGACUAGGUAUCAUAGGAAAUACAAGCGAGACGACCACCACGGUUUCGUGGAUGAGCAUCAACGUCAAACUGCUGAGCACGAGGACCUCACGCAGCAGUAUCAGGAGUUCGGCCAAGAAUCGCAGCAGUUGCAAGGCUUAACGCAACAGUUACAAGAAUUCGAACAACAAACUGCUGGUAAUCAGCACCUAGAUGAUUUGACACAACAGACAACAGGAUCGGACGACUUUAGUCAACAGACGAGUGGUAAACUUGAAUUCGGGCAAGGUUCUGCGGAUGGUCAGCAGGUGGAGGAUCUGACGCAGCAAACGAGUGGGCUUGAAUUCGGGCAACAUACUGCUGGUAAUCAGCAUCUGGAUGACUUGACACAACAGACAACAGGAUUGGGUGACUUUACUCAACAGACGAGUGGUAAACUUGAAUUCGGACAAGGUUCUGCGGAUGGUCAGCAGGUGGAGGAUCUGACGCAGCAAACGAGUGGACUUGAAUUCGGACAACAUACUGUUGGUAAUCAGCACCUAGAUGAUUUGACACAACAGACAACAGGAUCGGACGACUUUAGUCAACAGAUGAGUGGUAAACUUGAAUUCGGGCAAGGUUCUGCGGAUGGUCAGCAGGUGGAGGAUCUGACGCAGCAAAUGAGUGGGCUUGAAUUCGGGCAACAUACUGUUGGUAAUCAGCACUUGGAUGAUUUGACACAACAGACAACAGGAUCAGACGACUUUACUCAACAGACAAGUGGUAAACUUGAAUUCGGGCAAGGUUCUAUGGAUGGUCAGCAGCUGGAGGAUCUGACGCAACAAAACGAACGAAUCGGUAAGCUCAAGUAUGAACAACAGAUUGAUGACACUCAGCAACUGGAACGAUCAUCACAACGGAUAGAAAGAUCCAAAGAUAUAAUGCAACAAACAAGUGGUAAACUUGAGUUUGGACAACAAACUAUUGGUAGUCAGCACUUGGAAGAUUUAAAGCAACAAAAUGAACAAUUUACGCAACAAAUAGAAGAUGGCUUCUCACAACAAACCAGUGAUAAACUUAUAUUCGGACAGAAUCCUGUUGGUAAUCAACAUUUUGAAGAUUUAACGCAACAAACUGAACCAUUCGGACAACAGGCAACAGGGUCCGAUGAUUUCACACAGCAAACAAGUGGUAAACUUGAAUUUAGUCAACAUGUGCAACCGGUAGACAAAUUGAACAAUCCGCAAAAUCAAUAUUUGGAGGAAUUUAGUCAUCAGAAAGAUUUCACUCAACAAACAGAAGGAAAUGAUGAAUUCACGCAACAGAUGAUGGGAAAUCUAGAAUUUGACCAGACGCAGCAAUCACACAGGUCUCAAAAUUUGGAAGACUUCACUCAACAGAAUGAAGAUUUGAUUGGAGAAUUUCGUGAUUCCACGCAGCAGACAAUGGGACAUCUAGAGUUUGGGCAACAGACGCAGCAGCCACACAAACCUCAAAAUCUGGAAGAUUUCACUCAACAGAAUGAAGAUUUGGCCCACCAAAUUGGAGGAUUUCGUGAUUCCACGCAGCAGACAAUGGGACAUUUAGAGUUUGGGCAACAGACGCAGCAGCCGCACAAGUCUCAAAAUUUAGAAGACUUCACUCAACAGAAUGAAGAUUUUACUCAUCAGAUUGGAGGAUUCCAUGAUUCCACGCAGCAGACAAUGGGACAUCUAGAGUUUGGGCAACAGACGCAGCAGCCACACAAACCUCAAAAUCUGGAAGAUUUCACUCAACAGAAUGAAGAUUUGACCCACCAAAUUGGAGGAUUUCGUGAUUCCACGCAGCAGACAAUGGGACAUUUAGAGUUUGGGCAACAGACGCAGCAGCCGCACAAGUCUCAAAAUUUAGAAGACUUCACUCAACAGAAUGAAGACUUUACUCAUCAGAUUGGAGGAUUCCAUGAUUCCACGCAGCAGACAAUGGGACAUUUAGAGUUUGGGCAACAGACGCAGCAGCCGCACAAGUCUCAAAAUUUAGAAGACUUCACUCAACAGAAUGAAGACUUUACUCAUCAGAUUGGAGGAUUCCAUGAUUCCACGCAGCAGACAAUGGGACAUCUAGAAUUUGGGCAACAGACGCUGCAGCCGCACGAGUCUCAAAAUUUGGAGGACCUCACUCAACAGAAUGAAGAUUUUACUCAAAAAGUUGGAGGAUUUCACGAUUUUACGCAGCAGACAAUGGGAAAUCUAGAAUUUGGACAACAAACACAGUCACACAGAUCUGGAAGUCAGCAUUUAGAUGAUUUCACUCAACAGAAUAAAGAUUUAACCCAGCAAAUUAGUGGAUUUGAUGAUUUCACGCAACAAACAACAAGACAUGUAGAACAUGGACAACAAUGGAAAGCAGAUAGAUCGAGAUACGAUGACCAAUACUCAGGACAUCCUUCGCAGCAAAAUGGAUGGGACAAAGAAUCUGAGUGGCAGUUAGGACAAAUGUCACAGAAGACUGAUUUUGAUCAAGGUUUUGAUCAAGGUUUUACUCAGGACGAUGAGUUACAAUCAAGAAGACCAGCACCAAAACCGAAAUCGAGACAGAGACACAAUUCAAAUCCAUCACAUGUAGAUACAAACAUUGAUGAUGUUCUUAAACCAAUUGAGAUAAAUCCAGAGAUUGAUAUAAAUGAUAAAGGCAGAAGUAGAGAAGAAAACAGAGGUAGAGAAACUAUCCAAUAUAGUAGUCAUGCAACAUAUCCUAAAUUCAAUUAUCAAAGUUCAAGAAUUGAAGAUUUGCGGAGCCAAGGAAGGAAUGGAUUUGAUAAUGAAAAAGAAAACAUAGAUCGCUUACAUUGGGUACAUAAAUCAAAUGAUGCUACAGUGGGUUUACAAUGGCAUUACACUUAUCAUCCAAGUGACCUAACUAAUGUUGAAAGUCCACAUAAUACUUAUUAUCCUGAAUAUAAUUCCAUGUCGCAACAAACAGAACAGCAGCAAAAACCAGUUGACUUUAGCCAACAAGAAACACAAGGCAAGCAUACAUUUGAAACGUCCCUUUUUGAUAAUCAAUUUGAUCAAAAUUCUGAAUAUACGGCCUCAAGAGUAAUCCCACUGCAACACAGUCAAAUAUCGCAACAGACAACACAAUUAGAUAAACAAUCAAAUCAAGAGCCAGGAAAGGUAGAACCUAAAUUGGAACCACGGAUUUUAGAAGUAUAUGGUGGAGGACCAUAUGAUGGGUCACAUAGUGAUGAUAUCUAUAGAAGAGUUACACCAAAUCCCAGUGCAACCUUGCCUCCCAUAUAUGGUGAAGAAGCAUGGGAUAUCAGGGAAAAACCUAGAGAAAAGGAAAUAAUACCUUGGUUAGUAGCUAAUACAUUAUCCUCAGUAAACAAACCAGAAAUAGAUAAAGUUGAGGAUAUGAGUACAACAAAAAUGAUAGAUACUACAACGCAAAUAAUAGAGAUUACAACAAAAGAAGAAGCUACGCCAUCUUUUUGGGCCAGAGUUGGCAAUAAAAUAACUAAUACAUAUGACAAAGCCAAAGAAAAGGCUAGAGAAUUCUUUGGUUAGAUCUUUUCUUAUCUAUUCUUUUUUUUUACAUAAAUUAGUUAUUUAUAUAAAGCAAACUUUGGUAGAAUGAUUUCAGAUAUUUAAAAAAAUUAUAUCUUUUUAUCAAUAAUAAAUGUGUACUUGCAAUCACCAAUAGAAAUAAAGUAAAU
Molecule: messenger RNA, 5498 nt
Organism: Harpegnathos saltator (Jerdon's jumping ant)
Lineage: Eukaryota; Metazoa; Arthropoda; Insecta; Hymenoptera; Formicidae
Product: filaggrin-2
Exons: 3
Coding region: 1-5349 (1782 amino acids)
Source: RefSeq, a predicted model, not a curated record